AUGGAUCCUUAUGCUAGCCUCCGCGGAGAGUACAGUGCCUUGGACGUCGCACGCGAGAUGCAACGUGGGAAUCCGCAGGACCCUUUCGCGGGCAAUCCGUUUCGAACCGAAGGUGCAUCGGAUUUUCUAGGGCUUGAUUUGCCUCAGCAGCAAGAGCACAGCUCCGCGUCACAGCGGGGCAGCCGAAUAAGUCCAGAUUUCCUUCCAUUAGGAGGAUCCAUGAAUUCAGCCGCGGCCGCAGUGGAUUAUCGACUACACAACGCACCGGGCCAGGCGCCAGCCAACGGUCCACCAGUUGGCUUGGUCACAGAAGAGCUUUCCCAGCCGUUUGACAAAUCUGGGGUCAUGUCGCCCCAGGAGCUGCAAAGCCUUUACCAGGAUGCUUCCGACGUUCAGAUUCAAGACCCUAGAGUUUUGAGCAUGAAAGUUGUGGACAAGCAGGAGCAGAAAGUCUCCAAAGUGGUCACUGGCAAGAGACAGGUCAUCACUGUGGAGAAAGUCGUGGAGAUCCCCCAGGUCAUCACAAAAGAGACAAUCAAGCGUGUAAGGUGGAGUACCGUUAUGGCGGGUGUGGCGGACCUGGUGGCGGACCUGGUGGCGGACCUGGUGGCGGACCUGGUGGCGGACCUGGUGGUGCAGGUCCCUAUGGCCCUGGUGGCAUGGGAGGACCAGGUGGCUUUGGUCCCAACGGACGUCAAGGCGGUCUGGGAGCAGGUGGGUUUGAUGGAAGCUUUGGCGGAGGUCCUGGUGGCGGCUGUGGCGGCUGCGGGUCUGGCGGCUGCGGGCCUGGCGGCUGCGGGCCUGGCGGCUGUGGGCCUGGCGGCUGUCCUGGCGGCUGUGGGCCUGGCGGGUUUGGCGGCUGCGGGCCUGGCGGCUGUGGGCCUGGUGGCUGUGGUGGCGGCUGUGGCCCUGGUGGGGGCUGUGGUCUUGGCGGCUGUGAUGGCUGUGGUGGUGGCGGCUGUGGCGGUUAUGGACCUGGUGGGUGGGGUGGGCUUGGUGCAGGAGGGGGUGGCUUUGGUCCUGGUGGCUGUGGCGCCGGCUUUGGCCCCGGCGGCCCUGGCGGCUUUGGCAUGUUUGGCCCUGGUGGUGGCUGUGGUGCUGGUGGCUACGGACCUGGCGGUCUUGGCGGCUGUGGAGGGUUCGGUGGCUCUGGUCCCGGUGGCCCGUGGUUGGGUUCUGGCAGAGGUCCCAAUGGUCCUGGAGGUGGCAGCUUUGGUAGACUGGGCGGAUUGGGAGGAGGGUGGAUGGACGACCUGUUUGGAUCGCCCGGUCUUGGAGACGAUAGCGUGUAUGGACCAGGCUUGUGGCAUCCGUGAAGCCUUGGGUUGGGAUCCUAGUGGCAUGCAGCUUGUGGGUGGUCCUGGCAGCUUGGAGGAGGCCUUGCAGAACCUAGGUGGGCCGGGUGCGGGUGGCGAUGGCGAUCUUCCAGGGCUUCCUCCUGGUGUGGAGCCCGGCUCCAAAGAGUACAAUGAGCAUCUUCACAUGCUUGAAGCCCAGGGCUUGAUCGAGAUCCAGGAGGAGAUUGUAGAGGUGCCGCAGGUCAUCGUGGAGGAGAGGGUAGUCCACGUCCCAGGAAGGAAACAGAUCCAGGAGAGGCUCAUCGAAGUGCCCAAGGUGGAAUGGGUUGAGCGAGUCGAAUAUGACGACUUCGUAGAGUAUCGGGAGGUGCCCGUUGACAAAAUCAUUGAAGUGCCGGAGAUCGAGUACAAGAUCAAGCAGGUGGACCAGACAGUGCCGCAAACGUACAUCCAGGAGCACUUUGUGGACAGAUACAAGGAAGUACCUGUGACGCAGGUCCAGGAGACGGAACGCGUCGAGCAUGUGCCAGUGAUGGUUCCUAACGACUGGCGGCCGCCAAACAUGCAGGCGCUCGGGAUACAGAAUGCGGCCCCAGCAAUCGUCACCACCUGA
Messenger RNA from Symbiodinium natans, 1911 nucleotides. Lineage: Eukaryota; Dinophyceae; Suessiales; Symbiodiniaceae. The record is from the annotation of a GenBank genome assembly.